Molecule: messenger RNA, 546 nt
Organism: Microthlaspi erraticum
Lineage: Eukaryota; Viridiplantae; Streptophyta; Magnoliopsida; Brassicales; Brassicaceae
Source: the annotation of a GenBank genome assembly
AUGGCUACAGAUUGGAUCAGCAAUCUCCCAGAUGAUGUUCUUGGCAAAAUCCUGUCUUUAGUUCCGACAAAACUUGCUGCUUCGACCGCUGUUCUGUCCAAGAGGUGGAGGAAUUUGCUUCCUCUGGCUCUACUUGACAGCCUUGACUUUGAUGACUCGAUGCUUAUUUAUCCCGACAGGGAUGACGGAGAAGAAGAAGAAGCAACGAUUCGUGAAAGAAGACGACACCUCUUCUCCGAUUUCGUGGACAAGACGCUUGCUCUCUUAAGCAAUUCUGCUCGCAUCAAGAGAUUCUCUCUGAACUGUGAGGACGAGGAUGACGAAUCUCGUGUCAAUCGCUGGAUCCGCACAGCUCUGGAACGUGGCUGCUUGGAUCUCAACUUAGCUCUCGAGACUGAUCUCCCUAUAGACUCUGAGUUCUUCACGAGCAAAGCACUGGUCAAGCUCUCAAUCUCCCGCGGAUUCUAUACUGGAGAUAGUCUUCCUUGUGGUGGUGUGCUCUUCCCUGCGCUCAAAACACUUUCUCUCGUUUCGACAUGCGUUUGA